AUGGAAGCACACGGCAUACGUAUUGUUGAGAUUGAUGGAGUUUCUAUUUUAACACACGACGGAAAUAUUCUUAACCCGUUUUCCGAGAGAUUUACGCAGAGAUAUUUAACGAAUAUUGUAGGUUGUUCCAGCCUCCGUGAAGACAUUCUAUCAACAAUCAAUAACCACUUCGACAACCACUCAAAAGACCAUUAUGCACGCAAAAGUGUUGUAUCUGUCGGUCCCUCGUCUGAAAUAGCAGGAAUCAAGGAAUCUAAACUAAAUGUGUGCAAAAUUUGCUUUAACCAUUGUGCCCAGGACUACAUCAAUCAGCAUCUCAGAAAAGAGCAUGGCAUUAGGAGGAGUUUCCAACAUCACGUCUUCAGAACAACCGGGUAUGCAAUUCCCAACCAAAAGUGCGGCUUUUCCUAUUUAUACCGCGAGAAAGAAAGCACCAAACCACCAACGUCCAUGACAACCAUCGAAGGUCCGCAUACACAUCGCCGACACGAGGACAAGUUCCUCCGCACAAUCAACGCGAACUUAUAUUAUGGAAAGGGGUACCCGCAGUAUCUAUACGGCAAAAACAAGGAAGAGAGCAUACCGGUGUUUGAGGCCGUCAAGAAGUAUAUUCUCCAAGACAGACCACAUUUGAAGGGCACGCAUCCCAUUUACAACCGGAUGUUGCGAGAGGGUAUAUUGAAGGUGCCGGUUCUCCAUAAGACCCGGGUGAUAUAUGCAAACUACGCCAGUCGCUUUUUCUACACGUUUGCAAAGUUAUGCGAUAACCGAAUCAUCGAGGAAGUGGUGACCAAUCCCACGGACGAAGUGGUGAAGCGAGCGGUGAUGGAGACGAUCGAAAGGUAUAUUGUGGUGGAAGAAGACACAACGGAAAAGUUUAUGAAAGCCGUGAUUAUCUCGUUGAUGCUUCCUGACGACAGAUUUGCGCAGUCGAAGGUGCGGGCCAAAAUCCUCGAUGGAAUCAACUAUUUCUUGAAGUUGGCCAUAGCAGAUUAUAUGUUGAUGAGAAACAAAAGCAAAGAGAUUAUUAAAAACUGGGAGAAUCUAGCAUACCAGGCAUUUGAGUCCACACGGUCAUACAACCAUAAAUUCAAUAGGACGUUGCCGGCUUUCCAGACGAUAGUCGACCAGCAGGAUAACCGAAAGGUGAUGAUCGGGUCGGUUAGGUUCAGCACUCCUGACCUCGGCAAGUUGGUUAGAUGUUUGGUUCGGGAGUACCAUACCACGGUUCGAAACUUGCUACCGGACGGGAUUUUGAUGGUGGACGAGCUAUAUGACGAGUUCUGCAAGCACGCAAAAGAUAUGUUCAGCUGCACGGAUUUAGGGUAUAGUGUUUUCUAUGGAACCAACGAACUCAACAAGCUCUCGUAUCAGCAGCGACGUACGUACGAGGAAGCCAUCGGUGAUAAAUGGAAGGAUCAAAAAUAUAUGAGAAGCAAGUUUGACCAGUUCACCAGGCUCAACUUGAAUCUCUUUGUGUGCAUCUUGAUCACCUGUGGCAGUCCAUUCCGGGUGACGGAAUUGCUCACGUUGACGUUUGCCAACCCGACGGAUUUGGUGCGUACGAUGUAUUAUUCCAACGGGCAUAUUCAGAUUAAUCUUCUCUAUAAUAAGAAUACGCAUAGCAGUAUGCGAUAUUCGAACCAUACCAAGAUGUUGCCGAUUGAGGUUUCCAAAAUAGUGGUCCAUUACGUCUCUAUUAUCAAAUAUUUGGAGGUCGCAAUCGUGGAGGAGCAUGGAUGGGCCAAGGCCAAAAGCGAUAUGAGCGUUUCUGACGAUUGGGGAGACGACGAUGAAUUUGACGAGACGGACGGAAGUGAUCUGGAAGACGAGGCCAGCUUGUUGGCGUCCAGGGCGUUAUCGAAGAAAGAUGAGAUAAAGACGCUUUUGUUCAUGUAUAAGCUCGGGCCGAGAAACGGGGGCCAGGUGUUCAAGUAUUUGGAGCUGGUGAGCGAAAAGUAUAUCAAGGAGAAGUAUACGCCCAGGAUUUUACGGCAGGCGUUGGUCUAUUUUACGCGGACGCUCUUGGGAGAAGCAAAGCAUCAGGGGGUGGGGAUCCUCAAUCGGAUUGAUUCCAUUGCAGGGCAUAGGUCAGAGACCGCCGAUUUGCAAUACGGAGUUACGCAUAGCAAUAUGUAUCUUCCUAGCGCGGCCAGAAAUAAUAUCGAUAUCCAAAUCUCAUUUGCAUGGCAUAAGAUCUUGGAGUUGGAAGAUAAGGAGGUGAAGGACGAGGCUGGCCCCAGCAAUAGGCAGGAGUUGAAGAAGCUUCUUUCGAUGGUUGACGUGGGCAAAGAAGAAAUAGAAGAAGUUGGACGAAGGCUAUAUGGUAAUUUCAAGUUUGAAUCGAUGAGCCAGGUGCAUACGGUGUACGACGCAUUUCAUAGCGUCAAGGAUCUUAUGGUGAUCAGUCCGACUGGAUCGGGUAAGAGCAAUGCAUAUAAGAUGCCUAUUUUGAUGGAGAAGAAGUUGCGGCUUCCGUUUGUCAGUUUCAUCAUCUGUCCUUUCAUCAGUUUGCUUGAAGACGUAAAGGUAAAGUUGAAGGAGCUCGGGGAGCUAGAGGUGGAGAUAUUCGAUAGCGAUAUGGUUCACGAAUAUUAUAGCAAUUGUGAUAUAAUUGUGCUUCAGUUAGAAAAAGUGCAGGAGGUAGCGGGGCUAGUGCGGUAUUUUGAAUCGGGAUCUGUCUUUCGAAGAGUGCGGCGGCUAAUCAUGGAUGAGGCCCAUGCAUUGAUCGAGCAUCGGGAGUUUCGAGGCCUGUCAGUUUCGCGAGUGCGCGAUGUCUUGGGGGAGGAUAUCCCCAAGCUUUUUCUAACGGCGACGUUUCCCAAGGCCAUGGAAAGGGAAUUAUGCGCGUUAUUUGGUAUAUCGGAUUGGCGGGUGCAUCGUGAAGAGACGAUCAGAAAGAAUAUUGAGCACGUAGUCGUCAGAGAGCAUAUAGAUGUCAAGAGGGCGUUGCGCGCGAUAUACGCAAAGGAAAUAAGGCCUCGAAAGACGAAGGGAAUUGUGUUUGUGUAUCUGCGGGAGAUGGCAAAGGAUCUUGGCGAACGGCUAGGAUGGAUGGUGUUUCACGGAAAUAUGAUUCCCGAGGAAAAAGCAAAGGCAUAUAAGGAAUUUGCAGAUACGGAGAGUGCCAUGAUGGUUGCGACGUCGGCGUUCAGCCAUGGCGUAGAUGUUGAGCGUAUCAGCCAUGUAAUAGCUAUCGGCGAUGUUCCCGGUAGUGUUGAUUUCCAGCAGGUGGUGGGAAGAAUGUGGAGAAAGCAAGGGAAUAGAGUCGGUCGGUCGAUUAUUUUGUUGGAGCCCGGGAUGAGGACGGGAAUAAUCCGGGGCGAUAUGUGUGUGAACGGGGUUUUGGCGCAGGAAUUAGACGGUAAAAUAGAUCAGAAUUGUUUGUCGCUAGGGUGUGUUGUGUGUUCUGUCUGCGAUAAUAAUAAGUGUAUCAGAAAGGAGGAGCUAGAAGACGAAGAGAUGGAAGAAGCUAACCAGAGUGAGGAGGUAGAAGAAGAAGAAGAAGAUCAAAACGAGGAGGAGGAUGAAACGUUGAGACGGUUGAGGGAGUGCAAUUUUAAUAUUCUAGUUAUGCAUGGGCUCAGCAGAGGUACGGUUGGCGUUGGCGAGUCGCUAGGAUGCUAUCUUCGGGGCUUUUUUCCAACGAUUGUUAUCACGGGGCUUUUGGAGGAGCUGUCAGUAUGCAGAGGGUGUCUAUUAUCAGAUGAGCAUGCAUAUAAGCUCGAUGUCCGUCAUGAAAGCGUAAUGCAUAUGACGUGCUCUCUUAGUCCGCUUCUCCACGCUAUUCUCAUGUUGCUUUUUUUCUCCAAGAAAAAUGCCCGGGCCAUGAUCCAGGAGGAGCUUCUGAUGCCCACGGUUAGUGAUAUAAUGAUGGGGAGGAUACGCCAGCUCCUUGAUGAUACAUAG
Molecule: messenger RNA, 3909 nt
Organism: Debaryomyces fabryi
Lineage: Eukaryota; Fungi; Ascomycota; Pichiomycetes; Serinales; Debaryomycetaceae
Exons: 1
Coding region: 1-3909 (1302 amino acids)
Biological process (GO): double-strand break repair via homologous recombination
Cellular component (GO): nucleus; chromosome; cytoplasm
Molecular function (GO): nucleic acid binding; ATP binding; 3'-5' DNA helicase activity
Source: RefSeq, a predicted model, not a curated record